AUGGACCAUGUCAACCAUACCUGGAUCCAGACAUUUGUUCUUGUUGGUUUCACUAUCUCUGGAACCCUAGGAUCUCUUGCUUUCCUGGGGACGCUCUGUAUUUAUCUCUUCACCCUUGCAGGGAACAUGUUCAUCAUUGUCCUGGUUAAGACAGAUUCUGGACUCUCCACACCCAUGUACUUCUUCAUCAGUGUCCUGUCCUUCCUGGAGCUCUGGUACGUCAGCACCACGGUGCCCACCCUGCUCUCCAACUUGCUCCAUGGGAGUUUACUCAUCUCAUCAGCCUUGUGUUUCACACAGCUGUAUGUUUUUCAUUCACUGGGACUCACUGAGUGUUACCUUUUGUGUACCAUGGCAGUGGACCGUUACCUUGCCAUCUGUCGCCCACUCCACUACCAUGGACUCAUGAGCAGACAGGUACAGCAAUGGUUAGCAGGGGCCACUUGGUUGGCUGGCUUCUCAGCUGCACUUGUGCCAGCUAUCCUGACUGCCACUCUGCCUUACUGCUUGAGAGAAGUAUCACAUUACUUCUGUGAUCUGGCCCCUCUAAUGCAUUUAUCGUGUGUAGACACAGACUGGCGUAUUCAGGUUUUUACUGUGAUGGUUGGCUUGAUCAACACCUGCAAUGCUGUUAUCAUAUUAGGGCUGUACGGAGGCAUUUUGAAAGCUGUACUGAAGCUGCCAUCAGCUGCCAGUCGUGCCAAAGCUUUCUCUACCUGUUCCUCCCACAUAAUAGUUGUCACUCUGUUUUACAGCUCUGCUUGGAUUGUGUAUGUGGGCCCACCUGUGAUGCACUCUGAGGACAGAGACAAGUUUAUUGCUCUUGUUUAUGCUUUUCUUACCCCUUUUCUCAAUCCUAUUAUUUAUACCCUUCGUAACAGGGAGGUGAAGGAGGCUGUUAGAAGGGUCACCCAAAGAAUUAGGGGUGAACUGAAGAAACCGUGA
Messenger RNA from Cavia porcellus (domestic guinea pig), 945 nucleotides. RefSeq names its product olfactory receptor 6N2-like. Gene Ontology annotation, cellular component: membrane. The transcript has a single exon. Gene Ontology annotation, biological process: G protein-coupled receptor signaling pathway. Bases 1 to 945 code for a protein of 314 amino acids. The record is from RefSeq and is a predicted model, not a curated record. Gene Ontology annotation, molecular function: olfactory receptor activity; G protein-coupled receptor activity. Lineage: Eukaryota; Metazoa; Chordata; Mammalia; Rodentia; Caviidae.